AUGGCCAACAAUCGCAACCCUCUUCCGACCGCUCCUGCCCGCUCUGGAGUGCCAUUGAAACCAGCUCUCGCUCGAACGCCGAACACCCCUCGUCUCGCUCAGGACAAGCCCUCCUCGACGGCAACAGCGACGUCAACAACAACAACGUCAACACCGCCCUUUCGACCCAAACUGCAAGAGUCGGAAUUCAGACCCAAACUUAACAACCACAAACCAACACCUUCGCCUCUUUCCUCGACGCGUCCGACGGCGCAGGUCGCCUCUUCGCAUGCCACCCCACACACAUUGGCCGGAAAGACGCGAGCUGGCCAAAUAAUAAACUCGACCCCGACUACUGCAUCCCCCAACGACGACACUCCAAGUCAUGCGAGAAAGAGACCCCUCAUGAUCUCUCCCACAAACAGCGAGCCUGCUGUGCGCCGCCCCCAGUUGGCCGCCUCCAGUAGGGCAAAGAGCGUUGUGGGCUCUGUAAGACCGACCAACACAAAUCCCCCUCGUCCAGCCCUAUCCACUACCCGAUCUGGUCCAGCUGUUCGAGGCUUUGUCAAAACACCAGAUACUGCCAGGCCAAAUGCUUCAACUCUACAGCCACAGGCCGCGCAUCCCGCCAGAGUCUCACCGCUCCCUGCCUCCUCUCCUGUCCCUUCCAAUGUAUCGGCCGUUACCGACUCGCGCUCGCCUCAAUUCUUUGUGCAAUCACCUGUUCCUCCGGACUCGGCUCACACGCCGGCCAUAGCCUCACCACCUCUCAGUGCUGUCUCCUCGGCCUCAAACUACUUGACAAGUCCUACCUCACCACCCAAGAACAACAUUCAUCUCUCGUACAGGAAAGGUGCUUCCCAAAUAUUCGCUCUCGGUGGUCCCCCACUGCCUUUUCAUCCUGCGCAACCUACCCAACGGAAGACCAGUGCUGCAUCGCUGCGACCGUCUCAUCUCCGGAGCACCAGUCUGUCCUCAAUUGACACGGGUAGCCCUGACCAUGUUCGCAGACAGUCACAUCCUAUACCAGCUAUCACAGAGCCUGUCGGCGAGGACGAGCCUCUUGAUUCACCUACACCUGUGCCAGAUAAUGGAAUCGAUGGUCCACUCGAUGCGUCACCUUCUGAUGAGAUACAGAACGAUGCUUUACCGGUCGAUCCCUACGCCGAGGCGCGCCGUGAACGAAAAGUCCUCGAUCUUGAGAUUUCAAACUCAUCACUCCUGGCCAUCAACAAGUCUCUGGAGCGCGAACUCAGGAAACAAAAAGCCGAGUUGAAACGCUUUCGUCGCUUGAGUCGAGCUGGUCAAUUUGCCGUUCCUCAGAGGAGGGAAAGUGGUGCCGAGGAAGAUCUGUCAAUAUUGGAAGAAGAAGUUGAUUUACCCGACUUUGAUGGAGAUGAUGAGGGCGCUCGACCAUCGAGUCCUUUCCAUUCACAACCCGAGGAAGAUUCUUCUGAUGAAGAGUCGACCGAUUCCUCGGCUGUACCGUUGUCACCAGGCGCUCAGGCUGACCGCGAUGCUGCGCAGCGGGCUGAAGAUGAAAAUCGCCUACGACUCGACCUGAGUAGACAUCGCGAAUUACUCAUGGACACGCAGCGAAUGAAUCAGUCUCUACAGCGUUGCCUCUACUGGACCGAAGAAGUCAAACUCGGUGGUCGUAUCCUCUCGGGGGACGAAGCGGACGACUUGUCCUCGCAAGUCGACGACGCUGAGAGCGUUCGAAGUAUUGACGAGAAACCUGGCGCUCUCCCGGAUUUUGGCGAGCCCGACCGACGGAGCGUCGGCAGUGAAAUGGACAGCGGAAUUGACCUCAUGAGCAAGCGUGGACCAUUGACCAUGGCUAGAGACAACCCUCAUCACUCGCGACCGACACAAUCGUGA
Messenger RNA from Aureobasidium uvarum, 1860 nucleotides. NCBI's taxonomy places the organism in Eukaryota, Fungi, Ascomycota, Dothideomycetes, Dothideales, Saccotheciaceae. The record is from the annotation of a GenBank genome assembly.